AUGAUGAGUCAGAAGUGGGCUGAAGGAAGCAGGCAAGAGAAUGUUGGAAGGGAGGAGGGGAGGUCCCCGGUUCCCAAGGAGUUUCAUCUUCACAAGAUUGAAGUCAUCAAGGACAGGAAGGACGUUGACAAGGUCAGGUCCGACGGAAUGCGGAGGAAGAGAGAUACGGAGAUGCAGGAGCUACUGGACGACAUUGCAAGGUACCAGGAGCUUGCUGAAGCCUUGCAGAGGCAGCUGGUGGAGGCGGGGAAGAGGCUGGUGGAAAGCGAGCAAGAGCUGAACGCGGCGAACAUGUGCUGUGAGCGGCUGGAGGAAGAGAUCGAAAGACUGCGGAAUGACAAGACGCACCAGCGACUAGAGGAUGGGCAGGAGGACGGGCAGGAUGAGCGGGCAGUCCAGGGGCUGCAGCGGAGGUUGCUGGUAAUGCAGCAGGAGCUUUCCGAGCUGAGGAGGAGGAACGUGGAGUUGGAGCUGAAGAUGGGCCAUGAGCAGGAGCUGCGAGAGGCGUUGGAGCAUGCAGAGAGCUCGAACAACGAGUACAAGGAGCAGCUGGUGAACUUUGGAAGGAUCAACAGGUCCAUGACGGAGAAGUACGAGAAGGAGCUGAGGAGGAUGAAGAGCGAGCAGGAGGUUAUGGAGGAGGAGAUGAAGACGUUGAAGAAAUUUCGUGAGAGGUGGGAGGAGGAGGAGAGAAAGAAAAUGAAUUUGGUCAGAAUUGAAAAGACCAGGGAGGAAGGAAUUUGUUUCUUACCGUACACUUGUCAAGAAUUCUGGAAGGGAGACAGGGAGAAGGAGGAGAAGGUGGAGGAGGUGGGGAAGGAGGAGGACGGGAAAGCAGAAGCUAUCACAAAGGAAAAGGAAGAUCCAUCUCCUACUCUAAAAAGCGCGGUUUCAAAGGACGACAAGACAGAAGAGGUCGUGAAAGAGGAGCAAAGCGAAACGUCAAGACAGAUUGAUACGAUCAAGUCUAAGUGCGAGCUCUACAGGGACAAAGGGUGUUUGGACUUGUUGACAUGCUUGAAGACUAUGAAUGAGAUUCUUGACAGCAACCUUGCAGGCUUUUUUGUUCCGCCAGCUGAUGAGAAGGAAAUUGGAACAAAAGGUGAUGGCGAUUCAUUUUUUUUGUUGCGACAGUUGACAAGAAAGUUUCUCUCCUUUAUCUCCUUCUGCUGUGUCGAGAACGAGAAAUGCGUCAUUGAACUGAUAUCUCUCUACGCUGUGAUCGACCAAGUCAAGGAGAACUUUGAGAGCAUCGCAUUUCUUACUCCUGAUAUCUUCAUCAACAUCAACAACCUUGUUGGAGAGUUUGAAAACCAAUCAUGCUGUCUGCGAGAUCGAUCAGUGAAGAGAUUGCUGGAGCUAAAGGAGAAGGUUGCAGUUGUUUUGUCGAAUCAGAACUCAGAGCUCAAGGACUUCACCGGCAAGAUGUUGGAUGUGGCAAGCGCGCAAACAAAAGUGAUGGAUAUUCUCGAGACGGCGAAAGCUUCUUGCGACAAGUUGGACGAAGAGGAAGGAAAAGAAGAUGUCGAGGCGAUAGUUGUCAACGCUCUCAGGUACAUCGAACAGAAAGUUCAAAUUCUUGCCAAGAUGAUCGGCAAACUUGCCGCUUCCUCGUCUCUAAACAACUCCGCGGAUGACUUGAAGCAAGAGAUGUGCGGAUGUUUGGAGAUCUGCGACCUUUUGCUUCAAGCUCUUUCCGGUGAUAUCAAUACCUCCGGCUCAGCGGGCAGCAUGCAGUGCGGGUCCGGGGUCACUGGAGAAAUGCGGUCGGGUGCUGGAAAGGAGGAGAGAAGAGGGGAGGAUGGAGGGGAGCAGCAGCAGACGGGAGGGGGAAGGAGACAAGGGAAGGAGCAGCAGACGAGAAUCGGGGGCAGGAAAAGCGGAGGGGAUGAGGACAGUGGAAACGAUGAUAAGGAGGAGAAGCAGAAAAAGCAGGAGGAUGAUAAGGAGCAAGAGGAGCAGGAGGAGGAGGAAAAUUGGCAAGAAGAAGACAGCGGAGACGACAGUGAGGCUGAUGAAGAGAUUCAUAGGAUUGUAUUCAGCCAAAGGAAAUGUGAGAAAGAUCGACACAAACUGUUGAGCAGCGAGCAAGAGGUCAAGGAGGAGGAGACGGGAGCACGCCGAGAGAGCAUGGGAAGGACAAGGAGAAACAAGAGCGUGGUGGAGGUGCUGCUGGAGGGAUCGGACUCCAUGGACUUCGACGCAAUGCUGGACAUCAAUGAAAGUCUGCAGGAAUUCAUACAGACAAGGAAGAAAACUGCGCGUGGAGGGAGGGCAGGAGACAUAUCGCUCCUGCUUUCUCCUCCCGCUCCCUCUGAUCCCACCGGAGACGAUGAGGAGCAGGGAGAGGCUGAAUGGCCUGUCCAAGGGAGGGCGGAGGAUGCGACCGAGCAAGACACAAGUUCUCCUCCUCCUCCUCCUGCGUGGGCUACCAGGAUCUCAAGGCGCUGGCGGCGAGCUUUCUUCGUGCACAUGCCCAGCAGGAGGACUCAGUGGAAGUACCCUGAGGAGAGGGAGCUGAGAAGAGGCCAGCUGGUAGAGGAGCUGAGAACUGUCGAGGUCCAGCUAGAGGUGAAGAGUCUGACAGGGCUGUGGGUGAGCUGGGAGAACGUCAGAAGGGUGCUGGAGGGGGAGGGGUGGAGGCACCGGGCGGCAGUGAGGACGACGCUGCUGGCUGUGGCAAAGAUGAAGCGGAAGGAGAUGGAGUCCUCUUGGGUGUGA
Molecule: messenger RNA, 2721 nt
Organism: Guillardia theta CCMP2712
Lineage: Eukaryota; Cryptophyceae; Pyrenomonadales; Geminigeraceae
Exons: 1
Coding region: 1-2721 (906 amino acids)
Molecular function (GO): protein binding
Source: RefSeq, a predicted model, not a curated record